AUGCCUUCUCUGCUGCAUUCUCUAACCCUCGUCUGUGCUCUCCUUGUUGUGUGCGUGAGUGCACAGUCCUCUGCGAUUGGAGACAGUCAUUGCGGCAAGGGGUACUGCCUCUCAGCCAUUUUCGACAAUGCCAAAGGCGAGAUUGGGUACACUUUGCUUGUCCCUCGCGCCUCAUCCGACUCGCCUGUCACAGGGUGGCAUGGCGUCGGGCAGGGCGAGCGAAUGGCUGGGGCCAACAUGAUGAUCUCUUGGGUUAAUGGCGAUAGCACCGUCACCACGUCGCACCGCACCACCGCCAGUGGCCACAAAGACCCUCACACGGUCACUGAUGCGGCAACAACUAGCACCGGCAACGUCAACAGCUCCUUUGUCACUGUCAACUGGUCCCUGCCUCAGUCGACGGCCCCUUCGGCCUCGAUGGCGCACAUCUAUGCUGUCUCGCCCAAGACUCCUCCGUCGGCGGAUGCUGCUGCCCAGCUGACCAUGCACUCGUCCUACGAACAAUUCACUCUCAACAUGACCAAAGUCUACGCGGAGGCGCCUUUGGCUUCGCAAGCCACCCAGACCGUCGCGAGUGCCAGCGAAGCCGAAGCACCCUCGCGCGACCUGAGCGACAAUGCUACUCGAAUCUACAUUGUCCAUAUGACCUUUAUGUUGUUUGCAUGGCUCAUUUUGGUUCCUCUGGGCGUGUUGAUUGCACGCUAUGGUCGGACGCUCUUCAGAUGGUUUCCUUCCCACCGAGGCAUCCAGCUGGCCACACUCCUCUUCGUCUUUAUCGCCUUUUUCCUUGGCAUUGCGGCAAUGUGCGUCGAAGGCGCCAAGCACCAGUUCAACCAUCUCCACCAUCAAUUAGGGUUGGCCAUCCUCAUCCUCCUCUUCGCUCAGGUCGCCCUGGGCUACUUUGCACACUCCUAUCGUGCCAAGACGGGCCAACGCUGGAUCGGCUUCCUUCAUGCGCCCCUCGGUAUCCUACUUUUCGGUCUCGCGGUGUGGAACAUUCACGAGGGUUUCCAGCUGUGGAAAUGGGACGCAGGAGAGUUGCCCAGCUACAUCGUAUACGGGUGGACGGGGCUCGUGUGCCUCCUCUACCUUGGUGGUCUAGCCUUCUUACCUCGAGAGAUACGACUUCAUCGGGAAGAGAAACUGUCACCAGCCCCCACCAAGGUACAGUGA
This is a messenger RNA of Acaromyces ingoldii, 1173 nucleotides long. RefSeq lists its product as hypothetical. The record is from RefSeq and is a predicted model, not a curated record. The transcript has 5 exons. NCBI's taxonomy places the organism in Eukaryota, Fungi, Basidiomycota, Exobasidiomycetes, Exobasidiales, Cryptobasidiaceae. Bases 1 to 1173 code for a protein of 390 amino acids.